AUGAGAUGGCACAAAGAGAAGCAUCCUAACACAAAUAGAGUAUUGAGGCAUCCAGCAGAUGGAGAAGCAUGGAAGCACUUUGAUGAACAAUAUCCGGUAUUUGCUAUGGAUCCUCGUAAUGUCCGGCUAGGUGCUGCCACUGAUGGAUUUAAUCCUUUUAGUAACAUGAGUACUUCGUAUAGCAUGUUGCCAGUAAUGUUAGUGCCUUAUAACCUGCCACCAUGGAAGUGCAUGAAAGAGACUUUUUCGAUGAUGUCACUAUUAAUACCAGGCCCAACAGCACCUGGAAAAAACAUUGAUGUGUACUUACGGCCUAUGAUUGAUGAAUUGAAAGAUCUAUGGACAAAUGGUGUAACCACUUAUGACAUCUCUAAAAAGGAGAGGUUUACAAUGCAUGCAGUAGUGUUGUGGACAAUACAUGACUUUCCAGCAUAUGGAACACUUUCUGGACGGAGUACCAAAGGAUACAAAGUAUGUCAGACUUGUAAUGAACAUACUUCUUCCCAAGCUUUAAGAAGUAAGAUUUGUUACAUGGGACAUCGUCGAUAUUUAUCCAUAAAUCAUGCAUGGAGAAAUAAUCGACAAUAUGAUGGAAAGCCUGAACGAAGUUGGAACAAUGUUGGACAUCAAAGGGAUGACAAAUAUGAGUUUUGUAAGUUUCUGAAGUCUAUCAAAUUUCCAGAUGGCUAUGCUGCUAAUAUUUCAAAGAAUGUGAACAUUAAGGAUGAAUUGGAUAUGUUACAAGAGGGGAUAAUACUUACAUUGUGUAAAUUGGAAAGAAUAUUCCCUCCGGCCUUUUUUGAUAUCAUGGUUCAUCUAGCAGUUCACCUACCAUAUGAGGCAAAAAUGGCAGGACCAGUACAUACUCGUUGGAUGUAUCCUUUUGAAAGAAAUAAAGCUCAUCCAGAAGGUUCAAUAGCAGAGGGUUAUGUUGUCGAUGAGGCAUUAACUUAUUGUUCAAUGUACCUUCAUGGUAUUGAAACUCAAUUCAAUCGGCCAGAACAUAAUAAAGAUGGUGAGAAUCAGAUUGCUUCGACUUUGUCAGUAUUCACUCAACCUGUGAACUUGUUGGGGAAACCUCAAUUUGUUGAACUGAAAGAUGAUAAUUAUAAAAAAGCUCAUUGGGGUGUCACAAGUAUUCUGCAGGUACAAGAAAAGGAAUUUCCACAAUGGUUUGAACAACGGAGUGGAUGUGUAGUAAAUGGAGUUCGAUAUCGCACAAAAGUUCGUGAUGAUAGGCUUGUCACUCAAAAUUGUGGAAUUUGGGUUGUAGGUGAUCAUGAUGGUGAAUCUUGUGACUUUUAUGGGGUAAUAGAAGACAUUAUUGUGUUAGAUUAUAGGUCCAAACACUCUGUUGUACUUUUUAGAUGUGCAUGGUUUGACACAAAUGUGAAAAAGAAAAAGAUGAUCACAGAGUUUCAAAUCACAAACAUUAAUGUCACUUCAUAUUGGUAUAAGAAUGACCCUUUUGUCCUUGCCUCACAAGCUAAACAAGUGUUUUAUGUGGAUGAUUACAAGAUGGGUCAACAUUGGAAAGUGGUUCGAAAGGUGCAUCACCGUCAUCUAUGGGAUUUUCCAGACCGAUUAGAUGAAGGUGAUGAUCAUGGUGAUUCAUUUGAAGUUUAUGAGUUGGAUGCUUAUCAAGAAAAUGAUUCAAUGGACAUUCAAAUUUUAUUUGAAUCAAUUGAUAUUGAACGUCUUAAUCGUGAAGAUAUUGACCCAAUAGAAAUUAAUUUGAAGAGUGCAACAAACUAUGAAGAUGCAAAUAGUGAGGCAGAGAGUGGAGAUUUUGAUGAUGCAGAUAGUGGUGCAGAGAGUGAAGAUUAUGAAGAUACAGAUAGUGGCACAGAGAAUGAAGAUAAUGGGGAGUACAAUGAGGAAACCGACAAUGAUAGUGAAGAUAAGUUGUUAAGUAAUGGUGAAACCGGUGAGGAUACUAACUCAUUUGCAUAA
Ziziphus jujuba (common jujube) is the source of this 1953-nucleotide messenger RNA. RefSeq lists its product as uncharacterized. The record is from RefSeq and is a predicted model, not a curated record. Bases 1 to 1953 code for a protein of 650 amino acids. Lineage: Eukaryota; Viridiplantae; Streptophyta; Magnoliopsida; Rosales; Rhamnaceae. The transcript is spliced from 7 exons.